CAGGAGCUGGAGUCUGAGCCGGCGGUUGCAGUGGAGGCGGUGAUGUCGGUGCAGGUCGUGUCAGCAGCGGCUGCCGCGAAGGUGCCUGAGGUGGAGCUGAAGGACCUGAGCCCCUCCGAGGCGGAGCCGCAGCUGGGACUGAGCACGGCGGCCGUGAGCGCCAUGGCCCCCCCAGCGGGCGGCGGGGACCCUGAAGCUCCAGCUCCCGCGGCGGAGCGGCCCCCGGCCCCUGGCCCGGGAUCGGGGCCCGCUGCGGCUCUCAGCCCCGCCGCUGGGAAAGUGCCUCAGGCGUCGGCCAUGAAGCGGAGCGACCCUCAUCACCAGCAUCAGAGGCACCGGGACGGCGGCGAGGCCCUGGUCAGCCCCGACGGCACCGUCACCGAGGCGCCGCGCACGGUCAAGAAGCAGAUCCAAUUUGCUGACCAGAAGCAAGAAUUCAACAAACGUCCCACCAAAAUUGGACGUCGCUCUCUGUCUCGCUCCAUUUCUCAGUCAUCUACUGACAGCUAUAGCUCAGCUGCUUCAUAUACAGAUAGCUCUGAUGAUGAGACAUCUCCCAGGGACAAACAGCAAAAGAACUCUAAGGGAAGCAGUGACUUCUGUGUCAAGAACAUCAAACAGGCGGAGUUUGGACGAAGAGAAAUUGAAAUUGCUGAACAAGAAAUGCCGGCACUGAUGGCUUUGAGGAAGAGAGCUCAAGGAGAGAAACCUCUGGCCGGAGCCAAAAUUGUGGGUUGCACACACAUCACUGCUCAGACUGCUGUGCUUAUGGAAACUCUGGGAGCUCUGGGGGCACAGUGCCGAUGGGCUGCCUGCAAUAUCUAUUCCACUCUCAAUGAAGUGGCUGCUGCUCUAGCAGAAAAUGGAUUUCCUGUGUUUGCCUGGAAAGGAGAGUCAGAAGAUGACUUCUGGUGGUGCAUUGAUAGAUGUGUGAAUGUGGAGGGCUGGCAGCCAAACAUGAUCUUGGAUGAUGGAGGGGAUCUUACUCACUGGAUUUAUAAGAAGUAUCCCAACAUGUUUAAGAAAAUCAAGGGCAUAGUGGAAGAGAGUGUUACUGGAGUCCACAGGCUGUACCAGCUCUCCAAAGCUGGGAAGCUGUGUGUUCCAGCCAUGAAUGUCAAUGACUCAGUCACCAAACAGAAAUUUGACAACCUCUACUGUUGCCGUGAAUCAAUUCUUGAUGGACUUAAAAGAACAACAGACAUGAUGUUUGGUGGGAAGCAGGUGGUGGUCUGUGGCUAUGGAGAGGUGGGGAAGGGGUGCUGUGCUGCCUUAAAGGCUAUGGGCUCCAUUGUGUAUGUAACUGAGAUUGACCCCAUCUGUGCUCUUCAAGCCUGUAUGGAUGGAUUUCGACUGGUGAAAUUAAAUGAGGUCAUCCGACAAGUGGAUAUUGUUAUUACCUGUACAGGUAACAAGAAUGUGGUAACCAGAGAGCACUUAGACCGUAUGAAGAAUAGCUGCAUCGUUUGUAACAUGGGACAUUCCAACACGGAGAUUGACGUGGCGAGUCUUCGGACACCAGAACUGACCUGGGAGCGAGUGAGAUCCCAAGUUGACCAUGUAAUAUGGCCUGAUGGCAAGAGGAUAGUGUUGCUGGCAGAGGGCCGUCUGCUGAACCUAAGCUGCUCCACAGUGCCUACAUUUGUGCUCUCGAUCACCGCAACUACUCAGGCUCUUGCCUUGAUAGAACUCUACAAUGCUCCUGAGGGUCGCUAUAAGCAGGAUGUCUACCUGUUGCCCAAGAAAAUGGAUGAGUAUGUGGCCAGCCUACACCUGCCCACCUUUGAUGCCCACCUGACCGAGCUGACAGAUGAACAGGCCAAGUAUCUGGGGCUCAACAAGAACGGGCCCUUCAAGCCCAAUUACUACAGGUAUUAAGUUCCUGUAACUCAAGCCAGAAGAAGUUUUAAGGAAUAGAACUCCAAGUCUUUUCUCCACUCCUAUACAGGAAAGAACCCAGCAAGCUGCUUCUCCAAUCAGCUGCCUGCCGUGCUCACCCUAUAUGUUAGGUUAUUUAUUUAUUAACCUAAAUAAUAAAUGUCACCUUGGCCCAGAGUGUGGUUGCUGUCCUGAGGGCUGUGAGAGCCGCAGAAGUCAGGCUGAGGAAGGAAAGAAAUGGGGUUCCCAGCGGAUCUUUUGAGUCAUUCCCCAUUGACUCAGAAUCCUGAGCACUGGUCAUUGUUCUCGGGAGUUAGUCCAUGGAUUCCAGACUCCUCCUUCUCUGAGGUUUUCUGGAAUAAAUUUUUAGCAGCUGCCUUUCUCAGCUUUGGCCCUUCCCCGGGUGAGGCCUUUUGGAAGCCACUGAAUUAACAUGGCCUGGGUUCCCAGCCUUGACCAUCACUAUCACUGCCUUCUUUAUAAAAUGGAAAGAAGGAAGGAGUGUUGUGGCUUUGGCAAGCUACACCAAGAACUCAGCUGUGCCUGUGCUUCCUGGGAGUCUCCUUCCUUACCCAGGACUCCUUUCUUCUCCUUGAAUAUUUAUGUCCAUUAUAACAAUUUCAGGUUCCAAGAGGAAUGUGCCUCUAUUAUUUCCUCAGCAGCUCUGAUGUUUAUCAGACAUUUGUUUUGCCCUCUUUCUAACCCAACUAGCCUCUGCUCAGGAAGUGAGGGCCAGCCCCGCUGGGGCCCAUAAUUUUACUUCCUCGUCAUUUAACUGGAUAGUUUCCCAGGAAGCUCCCUACAGAUUGGCACUGUCUCAGAAAAGGAGGCUUGUUGUGAAACACUGCUUCCUGAAACUUCCUCCUAUUGCCUAAAACUCCUUCUGAAACUGAGCAGGGAAAGGCUUACUUUCCAAGGGGUUUGGGAGAGCAGGCCUUCAGAAAUGCGACAGAUCUUUCAGACCCACAGCUCAACACCCUAAAGAAGCAGAAUAUAUUUAUUUGUCUCCUGGGAAGGGCUUUGCAGCUUAACUGGCUAAGCUAUACAGAGAUGACAGUGUAAACUGAAUCCAGAUGAUCAAAGCUAGUUUGAGUAGUUUGAACCUCGUCAAACAUUCAUCCCUUUGGCCAGUGCCAUUGAAUAUGAAACUGAGAUCUAAUGUCUCUGCAAUUUGGUCUGUGGUCUUUCUUCUCUGCUGGGAUAUCUUUUUAUGUUCUGGCCAUCUUGGGAUUCUGUAUUCCAGAGGUAGUUUCUUGAGUAACUCCAAUAUUACAAAAAAUGUGUAAUGUGAGCAGCCUGAAAUUUUGUGUCCCACCUAAGAGUUGGAUUCCUUUUAGAGACUGACCUGCUGGCCUUAAGGGUUCCAUUGGGACCAGAUUGGUUCUAAGAGUUAAAGUCUGGAGUGGUCCUAGGAAUCUUGAAUGAAAUGAGUCCUUUUUCCCCCUGCCAACCCUAUUUAACACUCUCAGUUUUGUUUUUCCAUUUUUCCCCUAUCCUGGUCUGCCUCAAAGUCUCAAGACCAAGGUGACCCAAGGAAACACCAGACCACCCACGAUCACCAUAACCUUCCCACCCUAAUUCUGCUCUCCGAUUUCUACCUUCUCCAGCUUCUCCUGGUCUUCACAUAUACCCACAGAGCUAGUCUGGAAGUGACCUUCCCUUUGGAG
This is a messenger RNA of Physeter macrocephalus (sperm whale), 3545 nucleotides long. It is a transcript of the gene AHCYL2, whose product is annotated as adenosylhomocysteinase like 2. Gene Ontology annotation, biological process: L-methionine cycle. Gene Ontology annotation, cellular component: cytosol. The transcript is spliced from 17 exons. Bases 43 to 1878 code for a protein of 611 amino acids. The record is from RefSeq and is a predicted model, not a curated record. Lineage: Eukaryota; Metazoa; Chordata; Mammalia; Artiodactyla; Physeteridae.